AUGGAGCAAAGCUCGAAACAACCAUCGAUUUUGUUUACAGUGACAUUCAAGAAAAUCGUCAGCGAGAGAAAUCGCAAAAUCUCGUUAUCAGAACUCGGCGAAAUGUUGAAGGCGGUCGGCCCGAAAACUGGAGAGGAGGAAUUGAAGCGCAUAAUGUUGGAAUUAGACACACACGGCGAUGGUUCCGUUGAUAUUAACGAGUUCAAGGCGGUCUUCUGUGGCAGUGGGGACAAUAGGGAGUUGAAGGAAGUGCACAACAAGGACAGGAAAAGAAAAUUCUCGGCGAGUGAGUUGCACUCGGUACUCAACGGCAUCGGUGAGAAGUGUAGCCUCAAGGACUGCCGACGAAUGAUCAGAUCCGUCGAUGUUGAUGGCUACGGGUUCGUUGACCUCAAAGAAGUCAAAAAGAAGUUGGGUAGGCCUUCGUCAAGCUGUGACUGA
Molecule: messenger RNA, 441 nt
Organism: Fraxinus pennsylvanica
Lineage: Eukaryota; Viridiplantae; Streptophyta; Magnoliopsida; Lamiales; Oleaceae
Source: the annotation of a GenBank genome assembly